Messenger RNA from Sebastes umbrosus (honeycomb rockfish), 2528 nucleotides. Its product is annotated as serine/arginine-rich splicing factor 6-like. The transcript has 6 exons. Gene Ontology annotation, cellular component: nucleus; ribonucleoprotein complex; cytoplasm. Gene Ontology annotation, molecular function: mRNA binding. NCBI's taxonomy places the organism in Eukaryota, Metazoa, Chordata, Actinopteri, Perciformes, Sebastidae. The record is from RefSeq and is a predicted model, not a curated record. Gene Ontology annotation, biological process: alternative mRNA splicing, via spliceosome; mRNA splice site recognition. Bases 130 to 1242 code for a protein of 370 amino acids.
CCGCCAAUAAACACCAACGAAGAAGAAGCAGCGCCCCGUGCUAACUCACCUAACGGCUCUCCGCCUGCAGCAGCUGAUCGGUACCGAGAGAAGAACCGUCUCCAGAACCCCGUUAACCGAGGAGACAACAUGCCUCGUGUUUACAUCGGACGACUGAGCUAUCAUGUCCGCGAAAAGGACAUUCAGAAAUUCUUCAGCGGAUAUGGAAAGCUCAUGGAAAUAGACUUAAAGAACGGCUAUGGAUUCGUGGAAUUCGAGGAUAACCGGGACGCAGACGAUGCCGUGUACGAGCUGAACGGGAAGGAGCUGUGCGGGGAGCGGGUGAUCGUGGAAAACGCCCGGGGGCCGCGGAGAGAUCGAGAUGGCUACGGUGGGGGUUACUGGGGUGGUGGGCGCAGUAGCGGUUACAGCAGCCGGAGCCGCUCUGGCAGGGAUAAGUAUGGACCUCCAGUCCGUACUGAGUACCGUCUCGUCGUGGAGAACUUGUCCAGCCGCUGCAGUUGGCAGGACCUCAAGGACUUCAUGCGUCAGGCAGGAGAGGUGACGUAUGCAGAUGCCCACAAGGAACGCACAAACGAGGGUGUGAUCGAGUUUCGGUCCGAGUCGGACUUGAAGAGGGCCAUUGACAAGUUGGAUGGUACAGACAUUAACGGACGCAAGAUUCGUCUGGUGGAGGAACGCGCUCGCAAACGCAGGUCUUACUCUGGCAGCCGCUCCAGAUCUCGUAGUCGCCGCCGCUCCCGCAGCAGGAGCCGCAGAAGCAACAGAAGCAAGAGUUCCAGGAGCCGCUCCAGAUCCCACUCCAGGUCUCGUUCCCAUAGCAACAAGAGACGUCACCACUCCCGCUCCCGAUCUGGAAGGAAGUCUCGCUCCAAGUCAGGAGAGAGCAAAUUCCGAUCUCGCAACCGCAAGUCCCGUUCUCGAUCCCAAAAAUCAAAAUCUCGUUCACGCUCCCGCAAAUCCCGCUCCCGUUCAGCCGAGCGCAAAUCCAAAUCCCGUUCAAAGAGUCAGUCAAAGGUAAAGUCGGAGCGGGGUUCUCGCAGUCCAUCCAAGGAGAUGUGCGCCGCCGUCGACAAGAAGUCCCGCAGUCGUUCACCCUCCCCGAUGGAGAACGGGAAGGAGGAGAGCGCUGCCAAAUCUCCCUCUCGCUCCCCAUCCCCUCACGAGGUUGACCGCCGCUCCAAGUCCAGGGAGAAACGCUCAGCCUCCCGGUCACGGUCUCGAUCGGCUUCUCAGGAUUAGUGGAAUUGGAAAAAGAGAGGCGUUUUCUCUUGUUGUCGAGCUUGAUCCCUAUGCUGUACAUAAUGAGCAGUGUCGUCAUACUGGCUUAUGCUUCCUGGCUUGUCUACUUUUCUCCUUCAAGUGUGCAUUUGUCUUAAACAUGUUUUAGACACCGUUUUAUUAAAGGAUGCACCACAGUAACGAUUUUGGUUUCUGAAUCGUCUGCCUCCAAAAAAAAUAUCACAUUUUCUUCCGAAUUAUUUCCACAAACUGAAGUGCAAGUCUUAAAAUCUUUAGAGCUGCAACAUUAGAUGGUUCAAGUCACUCAGUCCCAAAAAUUUCCACUUGAUCGGUAAACUAGAUCUGUCCCACCAGUCUGUUUUAAUCAAACUUAAUAGUUAAUAGAAAAUUUAAGUUGUCUUUAUUUUACCUUAAUUGUGCAUCUCAGUUUGCAACAGAUCUUGUUCCGUUGGUAGAUCGAUACGAUUUACCAGCAUUUGCAAACGUUCCCUGUCCAUUUCUGUCUGGAGCAGCCAUCAGACAUAGUUUGAACUGUAUAGUUGUGGGAGAAAAGUAGCAUUUAGCUACAGGAUUGGAGCCUUUUUGAGCUGCGGUCUCAAUAACUGCUUUCUCAAGGAAUCGGCGAAUCUCGGUGUUGUCUUGCGGCACUCUAAAAUGCUCAACUGGGAUGCAAGAACUUGCAGAACUGCAUAUUUACAAUAAAAACAAAAAUAAGGGUUUGUAUUUCAUGUUUGAACAACUUGCAUUGUAGGUGGACUAUUAAGAUCCCCUUUUAACCUCUUGUACAUAGACAGUGUGAUCAGCAUCGAAAACUGAAUUCUUGCUUUUUGUUGCUACCGAUGUUUGGGUUGUUUUUUUGUAACCAUGAGCAGGAUAUCUGUAGAAAACCCUUUUUACUUUAUGGAUUUCUUUUUGCCUGGAGCGUCAAAGGCCUCGAAUGCAAAAUUUCUCGCGUUUCCUGCUUUUUGUUUUGAUUUACACAGCCCUGAUAAAGUCAUUUUUGUAUUUCAUCUCUUUUUCAGCGAGUUUAAUCCAGGGGGUUAAGGGUUUUGUUCUUUUUGUCAAGCCUCUUGCUUAUUUAAAAGUGUGCACCUCGUACUUGAAAGGUACAUCAUUCAAAUAUCUGGAGGGGUCUGUUUUGUGGGUUUAUAACUUAAAACACCAUACUGAAUGCAACCCCUCCCCUUACAGAUUAUUUUUUUUCUCCAUACGAAUGAGAUCUAAACAGGAAAAUGUCCUUUUUUUAUUGUAUGUUCAAUUAAAAGAUCUUCAUGAAAAAAAAAAAA